UUAUUAAUUAUUCCAAUAAUACCAAAACCGAAUGUUUAUUCGAUUUCCGGGUCUCUCUGUUCACCCAUCGGCGUUGAAACUCGAGUUGACUCUUUGACUCACGAGUUAACAACACCGAGACCGAUGAAGCGCAAGAAACGAUCCCGCUUGGAGAAAGUGAUAAGUUCAUCGGGAGAGCAAGAAAAUGGUACGAGUCCUAAGGUGAAAAAGUACUGGAUCCAACGUUACGAUCUCUUCUCGAGGUAUGACGAAGGCAUCGAGAUGGAUGAGGAAGGAUGGUUCUCUGUGACUCCCGAAGAAAUCGCAAUCAAACAAGCAGAGAGAUGUCGUGGCAAAGUGGUGAUUGACUGCUUCUCAGGCGUUGGUGGUAACACUAUCCAAUUCGCUAAAGUAUGUUCUUCUGUAAUUGCUAUCGACAUUGAUCCGGUAAAAGUAGAACUGGCAAUGAACAACGCAAAGGUUUAUGGAGUUGCUGAUCGUGUGGAUUUUGUCGUUGGUGAUUUCAUCCAAUUAGCUCCAUCACUCAAAGGAGAUGUAUUGUUUCUAUCGCCACCAUGGGGAGGACCAAUGUAUAACAAAGUCGAGAGCUACACAAUGGAUAUGCUGCAACCGAGAGACGGGUACACAUUGUUUCAGAUUGCUCAGUCGAUUACGCCUAACAUCAUAAUGUUUCUACCGCGAAAUGUUGAUUUAGCACAACUCGAAGAACUCGCUUGGCUCUCCUCGCCUCCCCUAACUCUUGAGAUAGAAGAAAACUGUGUUGGAGGCAAACUUAAAGCCAUUACGGCUUAUUUUUGUUGCAGUUGAAAAAUUUGCAAGUAUAUCAUUACAUCAAAGGAACUAUUUAUUUAUCUUUCUGCAUUAGGCAAUAGAGAAAUUGACUUUGGUGUGUUCCUUUGUUUUUUGCUCUUAUAGUGUAUGAAAAUGUUAAUUUUAUGGUUCUUCGUCACUUUUUUUUUCUAUAACCCAAAAAUCUCAAAGCAAG
Thlaspi arvense is the source of this 985-nucleotide messenger RNA. NCBI's taxonomy places the organism in Eukaryota, Viridiplantae, Streptophyta, Magnoliopsida, Brassicales, Brassicaceae. The record is from the annotation of a GenBank genome assembly.